ACUCCCCUUGCCCGCCUCAGUCAAAAUUUGAAAUGCCACUUCUGAAUCUAUUUCUAUUACCCCAUAAAGUUGCCAUUUUUAAUUGAGUGGUUUUCUUGAACUCUGAACCCCUUUUCCCCUUUUCCUCUUAUCUUUUUCUCCUCUCCUGCCCGUUACAAAUCUUUCAUCUUCGUGUUGUUCUCUUCUCUUCUCAGUGAAAUUUUGAAAAUUUCAGUUCUUGGGAGAAAAAAUGGGGAGUUGUUUGAGUAAGAAGAACACUUCUUGUUCUUCUUCUAAGUCUACUUCUACUUCUACUGUUUCAAAUACAAAUCAAGAAAUUGUUAAAAAUAGUACCCAAGUGGAGAACAAGAAAGAAGUAGAAGGAGAAAGUGUGAAAAAAGAGAUCUUUGUUAUUAAACACAGAAAAAGCCAUGAAGUGGAUAGGAAGACUGAAGAAGAAAAGGGUAUGGUUAAAAAAGGAAUUGAAGUAGUUGAGACUGUGAAAAAUGGUAUUAGUAAUAGCAAUGGUGGGUUAGGGUUAGGCAAAGAGAAUGGUAUUGUUGUAUCGGCUCCUGUGAGGACUUCAAGUUGUACUAAAGAAGAGGUUGAUGCUAUUUUGAUACAAUGUGGGAGGCUUAGCAGGAGUUCAUCUACUGGAAAGACAGGGGUUUUGGGUUCUAGUGGAUCUAUUGAUACUCCUCAAAGGAGUAGAAAGUACUCUGGUUCCAAGAGGAGUUUUGAUUUUGAGAAUGACAAUGGUAAUGAGGGGAUGCAAGAAAAUGUAGUGGAUUGUGAGGAUGAUGGGGUUGUUGGGAAUGGAGUUCGUCGCCAUAGGCAACGCCAGCGUCAGCCUAGAACCCCUAAUUCUUUGUCUCAGGGACGGAGGAGAACCCCGAGUAGGGAGAGAGACCAGGCGCAACAGCAGCAGCGGUCGGGGAGUAGUAGAGAAAGAGGCAGCAGUGGAGGAGGGGGUAGAAGGGUGAGCAGAUCUCCUGGUAGAAGAUCUGACUCACCAAUUACUACUACCACAAAUGGUGGUAAUGUGGCUUCUGCUAAUGCUAAUGGAAAUAAUGGUGGUAGGCCAGGGAAGAUGGUAUCUGUACCUGCUACUGUUUCAUCUAUGGUGAUGGAUAAGAGCAUUGAUGCUGGUGGAACUGACAAUAUAUCUGCUGCUGCUGUUAAGAGGAUUCAAGUGAAGAGAAAUGCAGGUGGCGACGGACCAAGAACUGCUGCAUCUCCGCGUGCUCGGUCACCAGCAAGGGUGAAUGCAAAGGUGUUGAAUGAGAGAGAUAACAAUGCUCAUUCCAACCAAAAUCAACAGCAGCCCAUGUCCCUUAGCCGUAGCAAUUCAAGGAAACACGAGCAAUCUCCCUACAGAAGAAAUCCUCUCAGUGAGAUUGACACCAAUGUUGUCUUGGAGCAGAUGCCCGCGCCAGGACUGAAGGUCCCUUCCCAGAAGUUGAAUGCAGAAACUGUGAGCAAUGGCAAAGUCAAGGAGCAGCAGCAUAAUGUUGCAAUGAAUGUGAUUGUUUCAGGACCCGAAAGCCAUAAACCCCAGAGAAGCAGGUCUUUAAGGCUAUCUAGGGACCUAGAUAUCAAUCCUGAAGCUCUCUCAAAUCCUCCUCAAUCAUAUACUGCACUGUUGCUUGAGGACAUCCAAAACUUCCAUCAAAAGACUAAUACCACCACCCCUGCAUUUUCACUACCACCUUGUGUAACAAAAGCUUGCUCAAUUGUUGAUGCAGUUGCUGACCUGAACUCAACCACUAGCUCCAAUCUGUCCAGUGCUUUCUCCGAUGACAGGAGAAGAAACCCCACAUCUGAGCAAUUUAGUCAGAAUGAUAAUGCUUCUUUUGAUCCUCUAGGGAAGAAGAAGUUAGGGAUCAAGGAUCCCUUCAUGGAGUCUGAAGUUGCUGUGAGUGGUGACCUAAUGGAGCCAAGCAUACAGAAGUAUGUAACUUUCAGAAGGGGAACUGAUAUGGAAGAACAAGAAUCCUCAGGAAGCAACAGUGUUGUUGGUGGUCAGCAAAAUUGGCUUUCCCCUUCCUCAUGGGAACCAAAUUCGGCUGAUUCAACUGACUGUUGGCCUUCUUCAAAAUCCUACAGUAGAGAUGAUAACAAGAGUCCUCUAGGCUUUCAAAGGCAUGCAAUAUCUGAGAUUGGCCAUGACAUGGAAGAAGGAAAAAGAAGAGUGAAUGUGAAGAGGAGGGAAUCUGACAACCAGCAAACAGGAAUAGGCCGUGGCAGGGUUGGACUUAGAGGAGGGAUUUCUAUGCCUGCUUCUACUUAAAGCAUCGAAGAAUUUGUUAAGAUGUAUGCAGUUUGUUUUAGAAUAGAAUUUUUAGUUGUGGUUGCACACUUUGCAGCCUUUUGUUUUCAUUGAAGAUUGUACGCUUUGCAACCUUUCGUUUUCGUUGAAUGUUGUCUGCAAAUGAUUUACUUUUGAAGCAAAAUGUAAUUCAUCUACCGCCUACUCGUGGGAUCUGUGUCACAGUUAUUCUUUGAAGUGCUAAAAUUGGAGCAUCACUUUAAUGUAGGGAACAAAAGCAUACAAACAAACAUGUGUAAUAGUUAGUCAUUUGGAUGCACCAUUUCAAAUUGACUUCAGAGAUAGCAAUUAGAAUUCCCUGCAAAAGAUGAGAAUAUCAUUUAUCCUAUAAAAGUCCCUUUCCUACACCUGAUAUGUAUAUAGCACACAGUUGGAUUUUGGAACUGCCAGUGAGUUAGUUCCAAUUCGCAUAUCAUUCUUGAUGGGAGUGUCAACCUUGAGCACUUCCAUAUAAGCUAUUUGUUCUCUUUGGACAGGAGGAGGAUGCCAACUAUUCAUCUAGUGUCACUUUUAUACUUAACCAUGUAUAUUGCAAUAAUCAUAGCAAUAGAUGCUCUUAUUAUCUGCUUAGGCCACAGCCAUGAAGGUCUCACCAAGAUACAGGAAUUAAGUAAACUAGGCAGAAGACUGAAGAAGUAAGAAAAGUAAUCAAAUAUUGAACUUCUUUGGAGUGCAAAAGUCAUAGCAAAAAGCUCAAAUAAAGUGAUUGUACUUCACAUUAUAUCAAGAUUGAAAUACUCAUAGUAAUUGUAUUACCUUGUUCAGCAGAGAAGCCUCACAACACUAAAGUUGACCUAUAGGUCACGGUAGGCUGCCUACAUCACGCCCCUUUGAGGUGCAGUCCCUCUUCGAACCUUUGUGCACCGAGCUGCCCUUUUUAAUUAUAUUGCCUUGUUCAUGAAUUUCUUUUGGAUACUGAUAAUUCUGCUCCUUUCACAUCAAACCAGUAAGAUCAAAAUAAGUAAAGAGGAAACAGAUCACUUAUUUAUAUCAAUCCAAAAUAGUAUGAGUAAACAGUGUCAACAGAUAUUGAAAAAAAAAUCUGUAAAAAAAGGAA
Solanum tuberosum (potato) is the source of this 3365-nucleotide messenger RNA. RefSeq lists its product as uncharacterized. The transcript is spliced from 2 exons. Bases 230 to 2269 code for a protein of 679 amino acids. Lineage: Eukaryota; Viridiplantae; Streptophyta; Magnoliopsida; Solanales; Solanaceae. The record is from RefSeq and is a predicted model, not a curated record.